UGCCGUAGGUUAAUAAUCUUGUAGGAGCUUGAGUGUCGGUCAAAGUGUAAGUGAACUGGUGCUGACUGCUUCAGAGCGGCUGAAACCUUCACAUUUCUCCACAAUGACAGCACGAAACAUAUCUCGGUUUUGGGAAUGGGGGAGAAAAAUUAUUUGUGUUGGGAGAAACUAUGCAGAUCACGCCAAAGAGCUGAAAAAUGCCAUUCCCACAGAGCCCGUCCUGUUUCUGAAGCCUCCUUCUGCAUACGUGAGGGAGGGAUCCCCGAUCCUGGUGCCCCUGUACACCAGCAACCUGCACCAUGAAGUGGAGCUAGGGGUGGUGAUCGGGAAAGGGGGCACGGCCAUCCCUCAGUCCGCCGCUAUGGAUUAUGUUGCAGGCUACGCUCUGUGUUUGGACAUGACAGCCCGGGACAUCCAGGACGAGUGCAAGUCCAAGGGUCUGCCCUGGACCCUGGCCAAAGCUUUCAACACCUCCUGCCCGGUCAGUGAGUUCAUCCCCAAAGAGCGCAUCCCUGACCCGGGCAACGUCAAACUGUGGCUGAAGGUGAACGACCAGCUGCGGCAGAGCGGCUGCACCUCCCAAAUGAUUUUCUCCAUCCCUCAUCUCAUCAGCUACAUCAGCGACUUCAUCACCCUGGAGGAGGGGGAUCUCAUCCUCACCGGGACCCCCAAAGGAGUCUCCGCCGUGCAGGAGCACGACGAGCUACAGGCUGGGAUCGAAGGUGUGGUUUCCAUGAGCUUCAGAGUAGACAGAGACCAGCAGUGACAACAAAUGACAGCCCUGAUGAGGAAAAACAAAAAUGCUCAGACUCAUGACAAGAGAGUGAUUUUACUGUAAACUUGAAUGUUAAUUCUUAAAAUAAAUAUCUUUUCAGUA
Messenger RNA from Toxotes jaculatrix (banded archerfish), 877 nucleotides. It is a transcript of the gene fahd1, whose product is annotated as fumarylacetoacetate hydrolase domain containing 1. The record is from RefSeq and is a predicted model, not a curated record. Lineage: Eukaryota; Metazoa; Chordata; Actinopteri; Toxotidae. The transcript has a single exon. The coding region runs from base 104 to 766 and encodes 220 amino acids. Gene Ontology annotation, molecular function: acetylpyruvate hydrolase activity. Gene Ontology annotation, cellular component: mitochondrion.